AUGGCCACAACGAUGCUUCCAUUUCUUUACCAAACCCGCACUAUUCAGCGUAUUGUGCGCUCGACACCGGCGCGCCUUACCUUCUCUUCUCUGUUGCAUACAACUUCUGCGCAUCAUUUCUCUUGCUCAUCAUCACAUCGUGGACGCCUCAAAAGCGAGGACAAAUUCAACACCGAAGACCCCAUCCCAUUCGAACUUCCUGAAGACCUAGCAGCCGAUCCUAGAUUCAACCCACAGCCCGAAAAUGAUUAUGACGAAGUUAACGACGAGGAGCCCAGGCCCGGGACCAUUACGCCCAAGGAGCGCCAAGCGUUUGACCACAUAUUCAAAGAGAUAUCACGCACCACUCAAACCUCAAGUGGUGAUGCGGUGACUACGACCAAGGAUGACUUUUCCUUGUCAGACUCUGGAAAAAUUUCUGGAUCCUCGACGAACCCUUUCCAGCUGUCUGCUCCUCGUGAGCAAAGUAUAAUCAGCAGCAUUAUUGGUGAUGCAAUACAAGGCCGGGUGUCGGACGAGAAGUCGACCCAUAGAGAUCUCUUGAAGAACAUGCGUCAACUGCACAAUAUUGAUCCCUUUGGUGGUAAUGCCGAUUCGAAAAUGUCGGCGCAAGAGCGCUAUGAGAAGCUUCUCAGUUUCCCGCCUAGUCUCCGUGACGCGGCUAAAAGGGCUCUUGGAAUCCUCAAACCUGAGGAGAAGGCCGACUCAGAAGACGACUUUACGUCCUUCAAGCGAAAAAUGGUACAUCCGGAACACAUGCCCUUGAACCGAGAGGAGUAUAUGGCAAGCCGAAAAGAUCAGUCAGUUUUGGAAGCUGAGGCAUCCAAAACAGAUGAGACAGGCGCGGAGCUGGUUGAAGAGCCCUCGCUUCCCAUUGCACCAGAGGUGUCAUCCGAGAAAUCCGGACCGCCGCCUACGGACAUCAUGGACCGCUUGGACCACAUCACCAAGACGGAGGAGUCAAGGAUCCAGGAGCGUGAUAGGGUCAACGCCCUCAUGUUACUGACCAAGUCUGAUUUUGAGCUGUGGGACGUCUUGGAGCGCGAGGUGUUUUCCAUGGUUUCCCGGUUAGGGCUUGACGCGAAGGGCACGCCGCCACCACGCAGUGGAAAGAAGUCAAAAAAGACAUCCGAUUCCACUUCAGCAUCUGUCCCAUCUGACGGUGGACCCCGACGUCGACUCGACCUGGCCGUACAUGGCCCACUGUAUUCUUCCCAUAUUAUCGCUGGACUUAAGACUAUGGACCAACGCUACCCCGGGUCAUCACUGGCACUCGCUAUUCUCCCGCGAGUCAAAUCGCUUGGUCUGGCAUCCUACAUCCUGGGGGCCAGUGUAGAUCUCUACACGGCACAGAUGAACCUGCACUGGAACCGCUAUCGAGACGUCCGGGCCGUCCUCGAUCUCAUGGAUGAAAUGAAAAGUGCAGAACUCCUCUUUGAUAAGAAACAUCUGACCAUGUUGGAAGAAAUGGAACGUGCCAUGGUGCUCUGUCUCAGUGGCAAGAGAGGUGAACCAAUAGCAAAUAUCAUUGCUUCGCCGGAGUGGGCCUCGUUGUUAGUGACGCGAAUUGUACACUUAAAGGGUUGGAUCAAAGUGGACCUCAAGAAUCGCGGCGAAUUGCCGCUCUAUGCUGCCUAUGGCGUCGAAUUGUGA
Messenger RNA from Pyricularia grisea, 1653 nucleotides. RefSeq lists its product as uncharacterized. Gene Ontology annotation, cellular component: mitochondrion. The record is from RefSeq and is a predicted model, not a curated record. NCBI's taxonomy places the organism in Eukaryota, Fungi, Ascomycota, Sordariomycetes, Magnaporthales, Pyriculariaceae. Bases 1 to 1653 code for a protein of 550 amino acids. The transcript has a single exon.